AUGGGAUCUUUUUUUUACAGUUCCAUUUGAUAGAUACUUCUACAGUGAUAUCAAUUGAUUCUCUGUCUUUAUUGAUUCGUUCCUUCGAGACUUGACGAUAUGAAGAUCUAUUUAGCUUUAUUAGCGCUCGUUGGCGUCGUAAGCGCGGUGCCAACCCUUGUCGGUCGUGAUUUGGGGAAAAAUCUGAAUCUUCAUGGGUCAGUCUUAUCCCCGGAUGUUCUGAGCAAGGUACACUCGCCACAGACUGCGGCACAUAACGACAAAGAUAAUGGCGGGAACAAUAGCAACAACAACAAUAAUAAUGGUGGUCACGGCAACGGCAACGGCAACGGCCACGGUAAUGGCAACGGUAAUGGUAAUGGCAACGGUAAUGGCGAUGGUAAUGGCGAUGGUAACAGCAACGACGAUGGUAACGGUAAUGGAAACGAAGAUAAUGAUGACGGAGGCCUGCUUGUUGGCCGCGAUGCGCUCAAAAAUGUAAACGUUGUCGCGCCGGUAUUAAGUCCUAUCGUCGGAAGCCACGUUCAUAAUCCACAGAAUUCUGGAAAUAAUGACAAAAAUAAUGGAGGCAACGGUAGUGGUAACAAUAAUAAUAAUGGCAAUGGCAACGGCAACGGCAACGGGGACGGCAACGGGGACGGCAACGGGAAUGGUAAUGGGAAUGGCAACGGGAAUGGCGACAACGGGAAUGGCGACAACGGGAAUGGCGACAACGGGAAUGGCGACAACGGGAAUGGCGACAACGGGAAUGGCGACAACGGGAAUGGCGACAACGGAAAUGGCGACAACGGGAAUGGCGACAACGGAAAUGGCGACAACGGGAAUGGUAAUAAUGGUGGUGGCAGCAAUAAAAAAGUAAAACAGGCCAUGAAACAGGGUCAAGGAGUCAAGCAAAUCGCGUUUGGCGAUAAUAUAAACCAAUACGCCAAACCCACGCAAUUGGGGUUACAAGAUGGUAGCAAUUAAAUAUGGUUGCCUGGAUGAAAUUGCUCUGAGCGUCAAGGCAGCUAAUAAAUUAAGUUUUAGGUGAUUCAUUUUUUUUGUUUUCCAUUUGUGUUGUGAUUAAGUAGGUACAAAAUCGUAUUGUAGUGUGAUUAAGAAA
Pectinophora gossypiella (pink bollworm) is the source of this 1102-nucleotide messenger RNA. Its product is annotated as N66 matrix protein-like. Lineage: Eukaryota; Metazoa; Arthropoda; Insecta; Lepidoptera; Gelechiidae. The transcript has 9 exons. Bases 100 to 966 code for a protein of 288 amino acids. The record is from RefSeq and is a predicted model, not a curated record.